UUAUCAGCAACGGGGCCAAAAUGCGAAAUGCCCCUCCAUCGCAUUUUAAACCCGAUUCAAUAUUCAGGGUUCAGCUUAACACACGACCUAUCAUCCUGACUUCUGGUCUGGCAAGAUGGACCUGACGCAAGCAGACCCUUCUCCGGAAACCCGGCAGCUCCAAUUCGAGCAGGGAGUGGCAAUCUCGCUGCAUAUGUGGUUGUCUCUCACGGUCGCGGUACAAAAUGGACUAGGUGGUCCCGAUUCCGAAGAUAAGCGCGAUUGGUUCGCCGGCGCGAUUGUCGAUAUGUUUCCCAGCUUCGUCGAUCUCGCCAAGCCGCGCAAGCCCGGUCAAAAGCAACCACCCGCCGAUCCUGACUCCGAGGACGUUGAAGCCACAUUGCUGCAGGUGAUGUGGGAUGAAUUCGAGACCAACGUCGACGACGAUUCCGAGCUCGAAGUCGCCGAGCGCAUCAUUAAAGUUCGUACUCAAUGCGCUGCUGGUGAUUUCGAAUUCGUUGAGGAACUGAGGCGCAAGUGGCUGGCUACGAAGGGCAAAGCAGUCAAAAUUCAAGAGGUGGAUGCCGGAGAUCAGGAGACUGAUUGGGAGAGCGAUGGGGAUGACGACGAUGAGGAUGAUGACGUUGAGAUGGAUGAAGCACCUGCCUUGGUUUCAGUGCCUAAAGAGAAGCCGCCCCCAGAAGUAGACGAAGAUGGCUUUACAAAAGUCACUCGAAAGAAGCGCUGAGCACGGUCAUACGAUGUCAAAUUCUAAACUGCAGAUCCCAGGGGAGUGGAAUUGCAGGUACCGACACAGCAAGUCUGGGACGAAGUAUGCUUAAAAUGAUAUAAACAGAGCGUCAAGGCGGACAAAUAUAUCAUGCGUUCGAAGCCAUCCAAUGAAAAAACAGACCAGGACGCCUAUGAGAGUACCAAAUCCGGACAGCCCAUUACAAUAGGAAGAGGGGAAAAUACGUCAAGGAUCAAGCUGUAAAAGUUACUCCCAUUCCUCGUCAUCGCUGUCAUCGCUAUCGCCUGCUUUCCGGGCCUCUUUGGGGCUGUUGGGGGCCUGGCUCGGGUUCCCGGACGCCGCGCCUACAACAUCGUAGCUCGUAUCACUAUCAGGUUGAGAUUUCUCGUCGUUAGACUUACGAGACUCGGAUGGCUUUAACCGAUUCUUCUCCGAAGUGGCACCCGCCUGGGGCGGGUGAAUCGUUGUGGAAGACUCGGCAGAAGCCGGUCUUGCAGGCUUUUCUGUAGGCUUAAUCGGCGCUGAAUCGUCGUCAGACUCUUCCGACUCUUCUUCUGAUUCCUCAUCAGAUUCCUCGCCCCAUCCAAUUUCUUCUUCGGCAGAAGCGGCUAAAUGUCAAUGUGUUAGCUAGAUUUAAAUAGGCAUAGGAAAAAACAACAGACUGCAGCUUACCCUUCAAUAGAUCUCGGCGACGU
Daldinia caldariorum is the source of this 1425-nucleotide messenger RNA. RefSeq names its product Pre-rRNA-processing protein TSR2-domain-containing protein. NCBI's taxonomy places the organism in Eukaryota, Fungi, Ascomycota, Sordariomycetes, Xylariales, Hypoxylaceae. The coding region runs from base 116 to 727 and encodes 203 amino acids. Gene Ontology annotation, biological process: maturation of SSU-rRNA from tricistronic rRNA transcript (SSU-rRNA, 5.8S rRNA, LSU-rRNA). Gene Ontology annotation, cellular component: nucleus. The transcript has 2 exons. The record is from RefSeq and is a predicted model, not a curated record.